GGUCGUCAUCUUAAUUUUUGUAUUUUAGUCAUAAUAUUGAAUGAAAAUGGACUCACAUGUCAAAGUUUUAGUCUAAGUUAAUCUGAUUGCAUCCAAGUGAGGAACCGCAUAAACAUUGGUCCUUCAAACCGGAUAGAUUAUUGAACCCUAUAGCUUCAUCGUUUCUCUACUUGGAAACUCAAGAAACUCGAAUUCGCAAGACUAUCAAACGACGACAUUCUUCGGUGUGCUAAAAUUGGAAACAGACCACGUGUCUGGAGCACUAACUGAUGGCUGAACAAUUAGCAUUUCACAAGAAGAGGAGGACUGUAGUGAGGUCCUCUCUGACAAAGCUUAGUACCAAGUUGACAGAACUUGAGGCUAACCCACACGAUCCCACUCUCCUAGAGAGCGCAAAGAAUCUAGCUGAAAAGCUAAAAACUCUUGAACAACAGUUCAAAAAUCACCAGCUUUCUAUCAUUGAUCGCAUUGAGGAUGAUAACCUAAUGGAAGAGCAAGAAGCUCUCGACGAAAACGAUGACGUAGUCUCUGGGUACAGUAUCCGCAUACAGCGCUUGAUAACUGCAGCUACACCUUCUACCACGCCAGACACAAUAAGGGUGGUUACGAAGCAAUUAGCCCUGUUACAGGCCAAGGUGGAGUCCGUUUCUGAAACUAUACACACGCUGGACGAUGAAGAAGACGAUUUGGUAUAUACCCUUGAAGAAUACCGGGAUCAAAUGAUCGAGAUCAAGGUCGAGUUGACUAAAUUGAACACAUCUCUACUGACCUCAGAUGCAGCACCCGAAGAUGCUGUUAUGAGAGACUUAGCCAAGACGGAAAGGACUGUUUUCACUUGCAUUAUCACCAUUAAGAAACGCCUUUGUUCAAUCAAUGCCCCUGCUGCUAUGCCAAGUGAAACCUCUGUGACCAAGCUACCAAAACUCGAAUUACCGACGUUUCAAGGAGACAUUUUGCGAUGGAAGAACUUUUGGGAGCAGUUCUGCGUAUCUGUACACGAGCGAACAACCAUUCCUAAAGAAGAGAAACUGAUGUACCUGCAAAAUGCCAUCAAAGACAAGACAGCAAAGAACAUCAUUGCUGGCCUCACCAAGUCAAGUGACCAUUAUGAUGAAGCAAUAAAAUGUCUCAAGGAGAGAUACGAUCGCCCUCGUCAAAUUCAUCAAACGCACGUCCGUCACAUCGUUGAAGUCCCAGCUCUCAGAGAUGGUACUGGGAAGGAAAUCCGUGCACUUCAUGAUAUAGUGACUCAACACCUUCGAGCCCUCAAGUCGCUAGGGCAUGAACCGUCUCAAGCCUUUAUCACUUCUCUGUUAGAGAUGAAACUCGAUUCGACCACCAUGUUCGAGUGGCAGAAACACAGUCAAGAACACUCUGACGUCCCAAACUAUCAAGUAUUGCUCGAUUUUCUCAAUCUAAGAGCGCAAGCGGCUGAAGCUGCUUCGACUGAAAAGAAACGUGCCUCAAGACCAGUUAAUUCCAUGUUCAUAAAUGCGACAACUCACUCUGACAACUGCGCAGCUUGUGGACAAGAGAAACAUCAACUGUACGCAUGUUCCAAGUUUCGAUCCCUAUCACAUGAUGAGAAGAUUGAACUGCUUCGAUCAAAGAAUCACUGCCUGAAUUGUUUACGUCCUGGCCAUUUUGUGAAGAAAUGCAAGUCCUUGAACCAUUGCAAACACUGCCAAAAACCGCACCAUUCAUUGCUCCACACGGACAAGGAAAAGCACACGGACAAGGAAAGAUUGCCUGCUGGCACCUCAGAGUUUACUGACGCCACUUCGCUACAUGUGUCAGUCAGUUCCAAUAUUUUGUUAAUGACCUGUCAAGUCAUGGUGGAAACUCCACAAGGGGUAGUCAAAGCACGAGCGCUGUUGGACACUGGAUCCUCAGCAUCAUUCGUUUCCGAACGCCUAGCCCAAGCACUGCAUCUACGAAGAUCGACGCAAAAUGCAAGGAUAUGUGGUAUAGCAGGCUUGCAACAUAGCGACGGGAAACAGUCAGUGACCCAAAUUAUCAUAUCGUCUAUGCAAUCAUCAGGAAAAAAGCACAAGAAUUGGAAACACUUGGACGGCCUUACUCUGGCAGAUCCCGACUACAACAAAACUGGAAGAAUUGACAUCCUACUUGGAAUAGGAGUAUUCGUUGAUGUGAUACGCUUUGGUCGACGGUCCGGACCUCGUGAUUCGCCCACAGCCCUCAACACAGAAUUUGGAUGGGUCCUGGCUGGAAGCACAGGCUCUCAAGACAACACAACAUUAGUCACGACUCACCUGACCUCCGUGCUGACAGGCGAUGACAUUCUUCGACAAUUUUGGGAAGUAGAAGAAAAGGCAGUCCCCAACUGUACUCUCACCUUGGAGGAAAGAUCUGCAAUUGAGCAUUUCCAAACGAAUUACGUUCGUAAAGAAGAUGGAAGGUUUAUGGUUCCUUUGCCCAAGCGUCCCCAGGAUUCUAAAAUUGGUGAAUCACGAGCUCAAGCUGUUCGCCGCUUUCUAUCCUUUGAACGGUCCAUCCAUUCAAAAGGAAUAUUUCCUGAAGUACGAAAGGUCAUUGAGGAAUACUUUGACGAUCAACAUGCUGAAGAGGUCCCAACUGAUGAUCUGGAGAAACCUCAAGACAAAGUAUUCUACCUCCCUAUCCAUGUCGUACACAAGGAAUCCAGUACCACCACUAAAGUCUGUGCUGUUUUUGAUGCGUCUGCAACCACUUCUACCGGCACUUCUCUCAAUUCCACUCUCAUGGUUGGACCAACUGUACAUCCACCACUUCUAGAUGUCUUGAUCCGCUUCAGAAAUCAUCGCAUAGCAAUGAUCGCAGAUGUGAGCCGAAUGUAUAGAGCCGUACUACUUACAGACAAUGACAAGGAUCUACAUCGAUUCGUCUGGCGGAACAGUAUCGCAGAACCAUUGAAGGAUUAUCGAAUGACACGUGUUACCUUCGGUGUCUCAGCAUCAUCCUUUGUCGCAAACAUGUGCGUGAAACAAAAUGCAAUCGAUCUCGAAUCCGAGUACCCUUGUGCAGCUAAACAAGUACACACAUCUUUCUAUGUAGAUGAUUAUCUUGGAGGCGCAGACUCGAGUCAGGAAGCUGUAAAGCUACAAUUGGAUAUGCAUGCCCUCUUCAAAAGGGGUGGAUUUUUGUUACGAAAAUGGAGUUCUAGUGAUCCCUCUGUGUUGAAACGCAUUCCAAAGGAUCUGAGAGAUUCUCAAGCUACAGUCGCAUUAUCAGAGUCCGACCAGUACACCAAGACGCUGGGAAUCGAAUGGAAUGCCUCUCAUGACCAUUUUCGUGUGAACGUGACGGAACUUCCACCUGUCGAAUGCAUGACUAAGAGAUCUCUAGUUUCUGACGUUGCGAAGACAUUCGAUGCAUUGGGGUGGUAUUCUCCCACCAUCAUCAAGGCUAAAAUUCUCCUACAAAUGCUUUGGCUCGAGAAAGUGGGCUGGGAUGACCGUGUGCCAGACACCAUCCUUGAAGAAUGGUCAAAGUGGAGACGUGAAUUACCAAUGCUCUCAACCCACCACAUCUCACGAUGCUACUACCCUAAGGAAGCCUCUAUCGUAUCUACGCAGUUACAUGGAUUCUCCGAUGCCUCAGAGAAGGCCUACUCAAGUGUUGUUUAUCUCAGGAUGGAAGACACUAAUGGUGUCGUUUACACCUCACUCGUUACCUCGAAGACUCGUGUUGCUCCGAUCAAACGGCUCACAAUACCAAGAUUGGAGUUGAAUGGAGCGUUGACCCUCGCACAGCAACUCUCUCACUGCAAGAACGUUCUUGACAUGCCAUCAAGUUCUAUACACGCUUGGACUGAUUCUACUAUUGUGUUGGCUUGGAUUCAAGGAAAUCCACGUCGUUUCAAGGUGUAUGUGGGCAAUCGUGUUGCUCAGAUAAUGGACCUGACACCGGCUGACUGUUGGAAACAUGUUGCGAGUGAAGAAAAUCCAGCCGAUUGUGCAUCUCGGGGACUAUUUCCCUCAGAGCUCAUACACCACGACUUAUGGUGGAACGGACCUUCAUGGGUGAAGUUGCCUCUAACUCAGUGGCCCAAGAAUGAAGCACCUGUCGAUAUCAAUGUUGAUGAUGGAGAAUUGUGCACCACCGCUUGCAACUUAGUAAUCACAGAAGACCCUCUCAUACCUAUCGACAAGUUCUCCUCCUUUGAUUGCUACAAGCGAGUAAUUGCCUGGAUUAUGCGAUUCGUCCACAACUUCAAGGCAAAGAACUUCAAGGCAAAGCCUCAAGGUUUACAACCCAAGAAUGGUUGUCUGACUACACAGGAGCUAAAACAAGCUAAUGAUUAUCUCUACUCGGUCAUCCAAACAGCCAAUUUCCCAAACGAAUUGAGAAUUCUGAAGACAAAAUCCCAGAAGCUUCCGAUUUCGAGCAAGAUACGUUCUCUUAAUCCAACCAUUGAUGAUACUGGAAUUGUCAGAGUUGGAGGAAGACAACAGAAAGCGAAGUUCUCCUAUAAUAGCCGGCAUCCAGUUAUACUCGACUCAAAACACCCUCUCGUCAAAUUGCUGAUACGAUCUGAACAUAAGCGUCUACUACAUGGUGGAUCACUACUCGUUUCUUCCUCCCUGUUCCGGAAUUUUCACCUGCUUGGUGGACACAGAGCCAUCCGAUCGAUAAUCCGACAAUGUGUUAUUUGCAGGCGUCAAGCACCCAAACCAAGUCCUCAGAUGAUGGGACAAUUGCCCACUGAACGAAUCACACCGGACAUUGUCUUCGAGAAUGUUGGAUUGGAUUAUGCUGGCCCCUUGUAUCUCAAACGUGGUUCUGUACGCAAACCAAUCAUCUUGAAGUCCUAUGUGUGCGUCUUCGUGUCGAUGUCCGUAAAGGCAGUUCAUCUGGAACUUGUCUCUGAUCUCACCACAGAGUCUUUCAUAGCCUGUCUGCGAAGAUUUAUUGCUAGAAGAGGAAAGCCUACCUCGAUAUGGAGUGACCACGGCACCAAUUUUGUGGGUGCCAAUCGUGUGCUGAAGGAACUACAUGCUCUCCUACUCUCAAAUCAAACCAUACACGACUUUUGCUCAACUCAAGGGAUCGAUUGGCAUUUCAUCCCUGAACGUGCACCUCACUUUGGAGGUUUAUGGGAAGCAGCUGUGAAGAGCUUCAAGACUCAUUUGACAAAAGUAGUUGGAAAUUCUAAACUCGAUUUCGAAGAGAUGUGUACCGUCCUUACUCAAGUAGAAGCGUGCCUAAACAGCCGACCACUAGGCAACAUUCCUCACAAUGACGAUGAAGGUAUCGAAAUGUUGACGCCAGGACACUUCCUGAUCGGCAGACCUGUACAAGCUAUACCUGACCAUCCUCAAUCUUCUCAACCUCAGAAUGUUCUUCGAAGAUGGUAUUUGUGCCAAAGUCUCGUUCGUCACUUCUGGGAAAGAUGGAGAAAGGAAUACCUCGUUGCACUUCGUAAGUAUUCCAAGUGGAAGCACCCUAGUAAAAACCUUUGUGUUGGAGAUGUUGUUGUUCUUAAAGAGGAUAAUUUAGUGACUUCUCAGUGGCCUCUGGCUCGUAUCAUGGAGACGAACGCCGGAGCCGAUGGACUAGUUCGCGUGGUUACACUCAAGACCAAAGACGGAAUCUACAAACGACCUGUUACCAAAGUCGCAUUACUUCUACCAUGCGAGAACUAAUUAACUAUUUACAUUGAACGAACAGUUUUUUUUCUUUUGUGGCUUUCUAAGACAGUAGGUCUUGGCCGGCAGAAUGUCUACGUGUAUUGUUAGAUGGUAAAGGUCGUCAUCUUAAUUUUUGUAUUUUAGUCAUAAUAUUGAAUGAAAAUGGACUCACAUGUCAAAGUUUUAG
Molecule: messenger RNA, 5817 nt
Organism: Halichondria panicea
Lineage: Eukaryota; Metazoa; Porifera; Demospongiae; Suberitida; Halichondriidae
Exons: 2
Coding region: 270-5645 (1791 amino acids)
Biological process (GO): DNA integration
Molecular function (GO): nucleic acid binding; zinc ion binding
Source: RefSeq, a predicted model, not a curated record